This is a messenger RNA of Miscanthus lutarioriparius, 1362 nucleotides long. NCBI's taxonomy places the organism in Eukaryota, Viridiplantae, Streptophyta, Magnoliopsida, Poales, Poaceae. The record is from the annotation of a GenBank genome assembly.
AUGAACCUCUAUAGCACUGAGCUGCAACCAUGGCCAGGCCAAGCCCCUCAGGACGGUGACCGGCCGGUGCCCAACAGCCCAAGCGAAGACGACCAUUAUUUGGACGACCCGAUCAAGUACGAUUUGUCAGUGUGGCUGGCAGAACUGGAUGAUGCCACCGACGAUGUUCCUCAAAUCCCGCCAGCAUUCAUAGUCUAUUGCCGAGUAUUUAUGCGUUGCCCCCAUGUUCAGAUCUUCUUGAGAAAGGAUGGGGAUGGCAAAGGCUGGUGCCUUACUGUCAUGUUGCUAAUUAGCACCCUUCCACCAAUGCACCCUCUAGUGUAUAGAAAUCGAGAACAACUUUCGCUUCAUUCAUCAUCACCUAUUCACCUUCUCACCGCUGAAGAUAUCAUUCUGAGCCAGAAGAUCGAGGAGCGUGCGAAUUAUGUGAUCCAAUCAGUGGGUGUUUAUGCUCAUGCAGCAGCAGCCUUAGUGUGUAUCGUGAAGGAGACUGGCUUGUUAUCUGACCUGUUUGACUGUAAGUUCGACACCACUGGAAUGGUCAACUUGAGCAAAAAGAUCAGGCAGUCUGCCUAUGAACUUAUGCUCUAUGAAGGGCCUGAAUCUGCUGCCGCUGCAGGUGCCAUGCUGGGUUUAGCGAAGGAGGCUAAGUUAUUGUGUUACGUGCUGAGUCGAGAAGACAGAUUCAUCACUGUUCGUUAUCUGAACUACGCUUCUGAUAAUGGUGAUGUGAAUGUUGCUUCAGCUGUUUCCGAAUCAGAGAAGCCUCAAGGCACUGUUGUGGAUCUGAAAUGCGCUUCUGAUAAUGUUGAUGUGAAUGGCGCUUCUGCUGGUGCCAAAUCAGAGAAGCCUGAAGGCACUGUUGGGUAUCUAAAUUGCGAAGUUUCGGAUUCAAUGGAACAAUCUAAAGGGGAUCUCAAUGAUUGCUGUGAAAUGGACCGGAAUGCCAAGUUCGGCUUCACAAUCAACAAGGAUCAUAAGCUUGAAGGGGAGCAUUUGGAUGCAUCUUACUUAUGGAAGGUGUCGCUUUGCCCAGUAGCAGUCACAGCCUACGUUAUAUCUGCGUCGUGCCAUUCCAUUCCGUGCGUCAAGGCCCCGACCGCAUCGAGAAGGCUUGACCACCGCAGUAUGGCGACCAUCUUGCGGCGACGACCGCCAGACGGCAGCCACGGCCUGCCUCGCCUUCUCCACGCCAAGCUUCUUUCUUCCUGCCCACCACGCCGCCUCCUCCUCAUUCCUCCUCCCGCUCUCUCGACGAAGCGCCAAGCCAACUCAGUAGCAAGCCACGAGCUCACACCGACGCCGCCGCGCCUUCGCCGGGCGGCAUACCCUCCCACGCCCAUUCCUCGAUUCCCGCACUGA